Molecule: messenger RNA, 3527 nt
Organism: Fragaria vesca subsp. vesca
Lineage: Eukaryota; Viridiplantae; Streptophyta; Magnoliopsida; Rosales; Rosaceae
Exons: 5
Coding region: 1-3396 (1131 amino acids)
Biological process (GO): snRNA 3'-end processing
Cellular component (GO): integrator complex
Source: RefSeq, a predicted model, not a curated record
AUGGAAAAGAACUCAGCAGCAUGUGUGAUGGAAUGGAGCAUAGAGCUUGAGAAGGCCUUGCGGUCCACGAAACCAGGCCGCUCACUUGAAGCCAUAUUGGAGAUAGGGCCGAAAUUUGUACGGUUAAGCAGAGAACCGGAGUGUUCUCCGGUUAUCUACCACAUGUUUGACUUAAUUCCCGGUGAGGAGAAGCUCUUUUCCAAUUCUAUUGUUCUGCGUCUUGCAAAUGCGUUUGAAUCUGGAGACAAGCACACGAGGGUAUGUGUUUUGAAGGCGUUUUUGUAUGAGUAUCGGAAAAGAAACAAAGGGAGUGAGUACAGGGGAGUUUUGUCAAAAACUGAGGAUCAUGUGCAGGUAGAGUUUUUGGGGAGAGUUAAGGUUGUCUUUGAUGGUGGGGAUGUUGAAGAUAGGGCUUUGGCUUUGGGGUUAUUAGGCUGUUGGGCACAUUUUGCUAAAGAAAGUCCGAGCAUACGAUACCUGGUGCUCUCUAGUAUUGUUUCACCUCACAUUCUGGAGGUAAAGUCGUCCUUAUUUGCAGCAGGAUGCUUUGCUGAAUUAUCUGAGGACUUUGCGCGGGUUGUCUUGGAGAUGCUGCUUCAUGUGAUGAAUUCACCGGAAACUUUGCAUGGUAUAAGGUUGGCUGGAGCACGCAUGUUUGCCAAAUUUGGAUUUUCACAUUCCAUUGCAGCUAAUGCUUACAAGACAGGUGUGAAGUUGUUAUUAGAGUGUUCGGACGAGGAUUAUCAGGUUGCCAUGCUGGUUUCCAUUUCCAAACUUGCUUCCAGGUCAACGAUUCUUAUUUCUGAGCAUGUUGAGCUGCUUGUAUUGUUUCUUAACAAAGAAAAAACUUUUCGUCUUCGGGGAACAGCACUAAGAUGCCUGCAUUAUAUUUUCAGUAAAGGAAUAUAUUGUGUUCCCUUAAAUGCAUCUCUGGUGAACACAUUAUUUAGCAUCCUAGACGAACCCCCACCCCAACUCCCGUCACCCAUGCUAUUUCAAGCGCUGCAGACGUUGCGUAAGAUAAUUUUACGUAUCCAUCCUAAUCUACCCUUUGAUGUCUUUGAAUCUUCUAAGCUGUUUAACAUUGCUACGAAUGUAUCGCCAUCUCCAAUUACACCAGAGAGCAUGUUAGCCAUUUCUGUUAUGGUAGAUAUAUCAAGAAAAUUAAAGGGAAGCACACAUAUGGAGUCCGUUUUGCAUUCAGAGUCUCCUCUUCCAUCUCGAGUGAUUUUCCUUAUCAUAGAUCGGAUAACUUUGAUGGUGAAGCCAGUUUUGGUUCUUGGUCAGAUCAAUUCUUUUGUGCUUCAGAAAGUUAAUGUCCUGCUUGAUCUUCUUAUCAUUCUAAAUCGAGAAUAUCCAGAUUUACAUCUCGUAGUAUUGGAUCAUAUAUUUGGUUUAAUCAAGUCCAUCUCGAUUGUGCAUGACAGUGCUAUGGCUAGAACAGACACAGGUGUAGUUGUUCGUGAUAAUGUAGAUUUGAAAGAGAGCUCAGUUAUCAGAUCGAAGCUAGUAUUUAGGAUAUACAGAUUUUUAGUGACCUUUCUGGAAAAUCUCUGUGAAGCUGAAGCGCUCUCUACAAAAUUAUAUGACAAGGUGAAGAUUCUGGUCGAACAUUUAUGCCACAGUAACUUGUUUGAGUGCUAUGCAUACACAAUUUACUCUUUACUGUUGUGUGAUCAGUUCAUUUGGGGUCACAUGGUGCAUGAGAGCGAGGGAAGUUGCAAUAGACUCUCGGGUAUAUCUCUUCGUGAUUACUCUGUUGAGCAUGAAACUCAGGUCAUUGAAUUUGCUAAGAGGUUGCUAACAGAAAAAAAUGGUUGGCCUGCUUACAGAGUCGGGACAUAUGCAGCAUGUCAGGGAGCUUGGCACACUGCGGCUUUUAUAUUUGAGCAGUUGGUGAACAGGGUUCAUUCUGAUCUGUGCUGUCACUGGUUGAAAUCAUUGGUUCAUUAUGCUCAUGGGGAGUGGAAAUGCAAGCUGCUUCGAUUACCAAAACAAGGGUUAGAGACACGCAAAUUCUGCUUUACAGUUUCCACUGAUGAUUUAGGUGAAAUUGGUCAAGAUGCAGCUUGUAAUAUAAAGGGGCAUAGUUAUACUAAAGAGCUAGCAGCUGCUUACAACAGUCUGCGCUCUUCUUUGGAAACAUUGAGAGUCAAUGUCACAACAGGCCAUAUUUUUUAUUUCCAAAGAUGGUUUUUGUCCUUAAGAGCGAAGUUACUCAGAGCCGUGAUGGAUUUAGUGGAUUUAGUUAAUAUUAUGAGAAACACAACAAAAAAUAGGCAGGGUCAGAAAAGUUCUAUGGUUGGAUACUUAAUGUCAUUGCAGAAGCUUACUCAGAUAUCUCUGCAGUUGAAGAGGGCGGCACAGGAAUUUGAUCUAGUUACAACAUCUUUCAUUGACAUCGACAAGAAAAGUUCAAAUAUUAUUUCAGCACUUGCAAUAAGUUGUUCUUUGUUGGCCUUUUGUUCUGGUUUUGCUCUCUACAUUCCAAGGCUGGCUAAUUCCCUUGCUGUUUGUGGUCCCGGAGUUGCAAACAAUAUAGACUCUAUACUGAUACAAAUUCUAGUUGGGCGGUUGUGGCACAGUAAGCAGGAAACCAUUAAAGAUCUUUGUCUGCUUUGGGAGGCGGGUGGAGAGCCUUUUGAUUGUUUUCACUUUCCAUCAAGAAUCCAAGGAUGUGAAAAUUAUUUUGAAGCAAGAAACAUUCUCGGGGUCAUUAGUUAUGCGGUUUCAGGCUUUUCUGGUUUGAAAAGCAAGUCUGACAGAGUGCAGAAUGAGGAAGGUCUCUCCGAAGUAACAAAGGAUGGCCUGCAACUUCUACUUGAAAUUCUUACGAAAUGGAUGCAGAUCCCUUUCCGGACUCCCAAGUACUUCUUCAACUUGAGGCCUUGCCUUGGAUCUGAAUUGUUUGCUGUCAACGAAACUAGAAGCCCAGAUAGAAUAUGCGUAUCAUUAGGCUUCCACUUGUCAUUAGAUCUCUGCCUUCAAUUAAGAAAUGCACCAUCAGAUAUUCCAGUGCGGUUUAAAAAAUUCUACUGCAUGCUCUGUUGUAAACUAUCCUUUCUAGACCCAGAGCUGGGUACUUUUCAACCUUGGGAAACCGAUGACAUGGUAGAAAAUAAUGAAAAGCUGUUGAAGUAUGCAACAGACUGCAGCACAAAAAAGGGUAAUAAGCGCGGAAGGAGUAGUGAUGAAGGAGAAUUUGUGAAUUCAUUCGUGUGUUUUGAUCUGAAUGACAGAGGACAAGGGUUCUCGAGUUGCUUGCUUGAUGUUUCUGGUUUUCCGGUGGGUAGUUAUAGAAUCAAAUGGUAUAGCUGUUGUUUUGAUAAUCAGGGACAGUGUUGGACCCUUCCCUCUUUAAAUCCUGGACCUGUAUUUACUGUACAUAGUUUGUAGGCUGAAUACUCAUUCCAUCAUUCUAAACAUGUAAAUAUCUUUUCCAGUCUGCAUGAAGUCAUGAAGAAAACUUUUAUCUUGUUUGUUUUCAUUUAUAUAUAGUAUGGGUUCAUCUUGUGAAUUCAAAUAGC